Messenger RNA from Lathyrus sativus (Indian pea), 936 nucleotides. The record is from the annotation of a GenBank genome assembly. Lineage: Eukaryota; Viridiplantae; Streptophyta; Magnoliopsida; Fabales; Fabaceae.
AUGGAAACAUGCAAGAAAUCUCCUUUGAAGCCAUGGAAGAAAGGACCAACAAGGGGCAAAGGUGGCCCCCAAAAUGCAUCGUGUGAGUAUCGAGGCGUUCGUCAAAGAACAUGGGGAAAAUGGGUUGCCGAGAUAAGAGAGCCAAAGAAGAGAACUAGGCUAUGGCUUGGUUCUUUUGCCACAGCUGAAGAAGCUGCUAUGGCUUACGAUGAGGCUGCAAGGAGACUCUAUGGACCAGAUGCAUACCUUAAUCUUCCUCACCUGCAACCUCAUUCUAUUUCGACGAUCAAAACUGGAAAGUUCAAGUGGUUGCCUUCGAAGAAUUUCAUUUCGAUGUUUCCUUCUUGUGGAUUACUCAAUGUAAAUGCUCAACCUAGUGUUCAUUUAAUCCAUCAGAGGCUACAAGAGUUUAAGCAGAAUGCAGUUGCUGCAAGUCAAUCAUUUUCUAGUGCUUCGGAUGAUCCAAAGACGGAAGAAACUCAGAAUGUACUAGGCAGUGAGAAGAAUCAUGCAAUUCAGAAUGUACUAGACAGCAAUAAGAAUCAUGCAAUUCAGAAUGUACUGGACAGCAAAAAGAAUCAUGAAGAUGAUCCUCCAAAGGAAAAAGAUGCUCAGACAUCGGUGAAUAAGACGGUUGGAAAUCUUCAGGAGAAACCACAGAUAGACCUGCAUGAGUUUCUUCAACAGCUGGGAAUACUGAAAGAAGAAACGCACUCCUCAGAGCAAACUGAGAGUUCAGGAAGUUCAACAGUGCAUGAAGCUGUGUCAAGAGAUGACAAUGAUCAGUUGGGAAUAUUUUCAGACAUGAAUAUUAAUUGGGAGGCAUUGAUGGACAUGCAUGGAAUUGAAGGUAUUCAGGAAUCAGAAACCACCCAGCUUGAAGCAGUUGACCCAAAUGACCACCUUAAUUUCUCAACUUCCAUUUGGAAUUUUUAA